AUAAUGUAUAUAUAUAUAUAGGAGUUUUCAAGGACAAUAAGGCACCUGCAUUCUUUACAAUGGCUAGACCAAUGUCCCAUUCUAAUUACUUAGCGGUUUGUGUAAUUGUAUUACUAUCUGUUAGUUUCAGAACAUUUGGUAGUCCAUCGGAGAAGACCGGUACUGCCUUCUUCAUCUUCGGAGACUCCACUGUGGAUCCCGGCAACAAUAACUACAUCGAAACGAUCCCCGAGAACAAAGCCAAUUACAAGCCUUAUGGGCAGAAUGGCUUCUUUGAAGAACCUACGGGACGCUUCUCCAAUGGCCGCAUCAUUGUAGAUUAUAUUGCUGAAUAUGCAAAGUUGUCGAUGAUUCCUCCAUUCUUACAACCAUCUGUUGAUUAUGUCAACGGCGUUAACUUUGCCUCCGGUGGGGCUGGCAUACUUUCCGAAACCAAUCAUGGUUUGGUCAUUGAUCUUAAGACACAAUUAAAGCACUUUGAUGAGGUGCAGAAGAACUUAUCAGAAAAGUUGGGAGAUACACAAGCAAAAGAACUUAUAUCAGAAGCAGUUUAUUUCUUCAGUAUGGGAAGUAAUGAUUACAUGGGUGGUUAUCUAGGUAACCCAAGAAUGCAGGAACUGCAUCUUCCAGAGGAAUAUGUGGGAAUGGUCAUUGGCAACUUGACACAAGCCAUUCAGGUUUUGUAUGAGAAAGGAGGUAGAAAAUUUGGUUUUCUAAGCUUGUCUCCUCUGGGUUGCUUACCAUCCCUUAGAGCCUUGAAUCCUAAAGCCGAUAAAGGUGGUUGUUUUGAAGAAGCUUGUGCUCUUGCAUUAGCACAUAAUAAUGCUCUGAAAGCUGUUCUCACAAGCCUUGAACAUCUAUUCAAGGGUUUCAAGUAUUGUAACUCAGACUUCUACAACUGGCUAUAUGACAGAAUGAAUCAUCCAUCCAAGUAUGGUUUCAGGGAAGGAGUGAAUGCUUGCUGUGGAGCAGGACCCUAUGGGGGCCUCUUCACCUGUGGAGGCACAAAGGUGGUCACUGAUUACCAGGUGUGUGAUAAUCCUGACGACCACGUAUGGUGGGAUUCUUUCCAUCCAACACAGAGGAUUCAUGAACAAUUUGCAAAGGCACUCUGGGACGGACCUCCUUUAUCCGUAGGACCAUACAACCUACAAGAUCUCUUCUUCAACAAGGAGAAGCUAAUCAUUGCUGAUUUAGUUGAUACUCCUGAUCUGGAGCAGAUUUUCUAAUGCAGUUCCUAAUAACUUGGGUUUGUUUCUUAAUGAGUAGGGUAGUUUCAGCAGGUACUCAUGUGAGGUGUGUACCAACAAUCAAUGUGGACUGCGAGUCUGUCAAAUGUCUUCUUCUAAAUUAAUAUGACGAUGUGUUCAAGGAAAAAGAGCUUCUGGUUGACAAAAAUGUUGAUGUUCAAAAGACCA
Molecule: messenger RNA, 1418 nt
Organism: Cornus florida
Lineage: Eukaryota; Viridiplantae; Streptophyta; Magnoliopsida; Cornales; Cornaceae
Product: GDSL esterase/lipase 5-like
Exons: 5
Coding region: 60-1229 (389 amino acids)
Molecular function (GO): hydrolase activity, acting on ester bonds
Source: RefSeq, a predicted model, not a curated record